This is a messenger RNA of Cottoperca gobio, 1363 nucleotides long. It is a transcript of the gene hint2, whose product is annotated as histidine triad nucleotide binding protein 2. Gene Ontology annotation, molecular function: catalytic activity. The record is from RefSeq and is a predicted model, not a curated record. NCBI's taxonomy places the organism in Eukaryota, Metazoa, Chordata, Actinopteri, Perciformes, Bovichtidae.
AACGUUACAAGGAAGUACGUGAAGGCAACACCAAGUUGCCUGUGAGCAAGAUUUUUGGACUGUGCUGUGUUGUGUCGAAAGAUACCCGAGAUAAACCCUGGAAUAUUGACGUAUUCCUAUAUUAUAAUAAUAAUAAUAACUUAAUACUAUAUUAGCUGGUUAGCUAGCCAUGUAUUUUCGUCAGAUGUUGCGGACGCAGUUAAUCGGGACCAGAGCGGCUCACCUCCACCGUUUGCACCGUGUUUGUCGAGCCGAGGUAGCUCCUCUGAAAAUAAGUCGUGUCUUUCUCAUUAACAUUUUCUUUUUGUUAACUGCAGCUGGGCAUGUUGACAACAAUUGUGCUACUGGUGGUGGCUGUGGGGAAAGUGCAGUGCCCCACCACCAAGAGCUGUGCACCAAAAGUGACGAAGUGAAGCUGGCAAAGGAGGCCAGUAAGAAGUACGGCUCCCCAGCUCCAACCAUCUUCUCCAAAGUGAUUGACAAAAGCAUCCCUGCAGAUAUAAUUUAUGAAGAUGAGAAGUGUUUGGCAUUCAGGGAUAUCAGCCCACAGGCCCCUGUUCACUUCCUUGUUAUUCCAAGGGUCCCUAUUCCCAGAAUAAGUGAGGCCAAGGAUGAUGAUACCGAGCUCUUAGGACAUUUGUUGGUUGUUGCCAAAAAUGUGGCGAGGCAGGAAUCUCUAAAUGAAGGAUACAGAGUGGUGAUCAACGAUGGAAAGCACGGUGCUCAGUCAGUUUACCACCUUCACAUCCACGUCCUGGGAGGAAGACAGUUGAAAUGGCCACCAGGAUAAUGAUUUCCUGGGUCUGAUCAUUUGUCCGUUAAUCUUUUUAGGCUACUUUCAUGUGUUUUAAUCCCACAAGUAUGACUUGAUAUAUGAUGAGUGUAGUUCAUAAUAUCAUCCCAUCAUUCUGUGCAAAAACUCACUUCACCAGGCAAAAUGAUGUGAAUAUGUUGAUCUUGACAAAUGCAAAUAAUGAAGACAUUAUGUUUAAUACAGCUGCAAAUAAAGACACUAUUUCUAAUCUCUGUUUUUAAUCUGACAUUGUCUUGCAUCUACAGUUUGUGAGAACAACAAGUUAUUGUCAGAUAAUAUUACUACCAGUUACAAAAUACAAUUGGAGGUUAAUUCCUGACAGCAAUAGUAAAAGAAGAUCAGGGAUCCGUAUCAGUAAAACCGCUUUUGCAUCUUGUAAUUUCUUUUAUCUUUAUGAAGUAUAUGUUGGUUGCACAAUUGAAUGGCUGUAGACUGGCAUUUAGAUUGGUUUCCUAUAAGCCUAGCUUUCAGGAUGAUUUUCUGAUUUUCUGUCUGCCUACAGGCCGUGUUCUUCCUUUCACAAUAAAAGCCCCAGACAUACACACGCCA